AUGUACAACGACAGCAACGCCCCGCAGUCCAUUUCAGCUCUGAUGAUGUCCUGGGACUGGCCAGACGCCAACGACAGGACAUUGCUCAGAGCCGUCGACACGCUGCCAUUUGUACUAAUGCUCUAUACUCAGGCAGUAUUGGUGGUCCUACCGGCCCCUCGCCUCGUGCGAGCUGCUUUACUUCCGUUGACACUCUACUACGCAUGGAAUCUCGGGUCUCGCUACAACUUCGUGCGCACGAUUGCGUCGCCACUUGUCAAAGUGGGCUACAAUCCCGAGCGCGUGGGGUAUCUACAUUUCUUAUUCACCGUCACUUGUGUCAUCCUGGCCUGCAGAGCGAUAGAAUUCACCUUGGUCCCCGGGUACCGCCGAUAUGACCCUCCGAUUGGCGAUGCGCCGCCCCUCAAACGCCCAUCGACAAUUGGCUACGUCUUCUGCGACGCCUUCGAACUCUGCACGAAUGUUCGCGGCAUCGGCUGCAUCUUCGACUCCUCUCGCCCGCCUCUCGCCCGCACGGCCUUAGCGUUGACGCAUACGGCCAUAACCGGCCUUAUGAUAAUCCGUGGCUUACAAGCCGUCUACGAGGCCGGCGCGCUGAUCUCGAGAAUGCUCUUGGGAUUGGAGGACUGGCAGUGGCCUCGCCUAUUUGACUCACCGUGGCUUGCGACAUCUCUCGCAGGCUUUUGGGCUCGGAGGUGGCAUCAGUGCCUACGAGCGAUCUUCGUCGUCACUGGAGCUCAACCUGCCGCCAAGAUCGGUCGCCUCGUCGGUGGAAAGCAAGGCGAAGCCGUUUUAGGGGUGAUGGGUGCGUUCGGCGUGAGCGCGGUUCUUCACGUGUUCGGAUUGUGGGGUAUGGGUAAAGGAUUCGACUUUUGGCAAAUGGGAGGGUUCUUCCUUAUGCAGGGCGUCGGAGUGCUACUUGAAGCCGUUAGCCCGAUCAAACCAAGUGGUGUGGCAGGUUGGUGGUGGACGAUGGGGUGGACGCUCGGGUGGGGAACGCAGAUGAUUGACGCAUGGGCCAAGGCUGGGUUGUUGGCAAGCGACUAUCUGCCAGGCUGGGCGAGCCCAAGUGUGUGGCUGCUGGAGAGGAUACCCGCAUACUUCUCAGGUUGA
Molecule: messenger RNA, 1113 nt
Organism: Peniophora sp. CBMAI 1063
Lineage: Eukaryota; Fungi; Basidiomycota; Agaricomycetes; Russulales; Peniophoraceae
Source: the annotation of a GenBank genome assembly